Xenopus tropicalis (tropical clawed frog) is the source of this 5701-nucleotide messenger RNA. It is a transcript of the gene pex10, whose product is annotated as peroxisomal biogenesis factor 10. The transcript has 6 exons. The coding region runs from base 156 to 1130 and encodes 324 amino acids. The record is from RefSeq and is a predicted model, not a curated record. Gene Ontology annotation, biological process: peroxisome organization; protein import into peroxisome matrix. NCBI's taxonomy places the organism in Eukaryota, Metazoa, Chordata, Amphibia, Anura, Pipidae. Gene Ontology annotation, cellular component: peroxisomal membrane. Gene Ontology annotation, molecular function: zinc ion binding; ubiquitin protein ligase activity.
GUGAUGAGAUGCGGCGGGAUCGUCUUUACGUCACAUGGCAAGGAGCCAAUGAGCGCAGUUAGCUGCUUUGCGUGACAUGAUAGUAGCGAUCUGGGACUGCUGGCUGGGCUAGGCAAGUCGGAAGUGUCCCGCUAAAAGCGGGGCUAUUGGGCAGUAUGUCCUCUGCCAACAGGCCUCAGCUUAUCCGCAGCAGCCAGAAGGAUGAGCAGUUCCAGGGCAGCCUGAGGGGCCAGGCUCAUGAGGUGUGCCAGGCUUUUGCCGGUGCAAAAAAAUGGCUGCAGUGGAGAAAGGAAAUCGAGUUAUUCUCUGAUCUUGCAUACUAUUGUCUAACAACAUUUUCAGGGUACCAAACACUGGGAGAAGAGUAUGUCAAUAUUGUUCAGGUUGAUUUAUCUAAAAGAAAAGUUCCUUCGUUGUUUCAACGUACAGCGCUUAUCUGCUGCCAUACAUUGCUCCCUUACUUCUUGGACAAGGAGUUAGUGCGCUUGGAACAUGAACUUCAGAUAGAAACAGAUGGAGUAAGAUCGUCACACAGUGGUUUGUCAUCAGGAUCUCAUCGAAGGUCAUGGAUGUGGAAAUGGGUGCAUCGAAAGAUUGCUGCCUUAUCAGAACAGCAAAAGAAGACUUUGGUAAAGGCUGUCUAUAUUGUCAGACAGAGUAUUGCUUUCUUGAAAAGGCUGCAUCUUGCUAUAUUCUAUAUGAAUGGAGCAUUCUAUCAUCUUGCCAAACGUGUCACAGGCAUCAGUUACCUUCGUGUACGGAGGUCAGUUGGAGAUGAUCAGCUUGUGGACAGAAGUUACACUUUUCUUGGUGCAAUCUCAUUGCUUCAUCUCAUGCUGCUGCUUUGGGUUCAGAUUAACAGUUUUCAACAGAGGCAGGAGGCCCAGCAGAAAUGGAAACUGCUUCGCCGUAUGUCAUACCAGAGAGCACCACCACACGAGAAAUCAUAUAAGCGCCGUGCAAAGUGCACAUUGUGCUUAGAAGUGCGCAGACACUGCACAGCCACACCCUGUGGCCAUCUUUUCUGCUGGGAGUGCAUCACGGAAUGGUGUAACACCAAGACGGAAUGCCCUCUCUGCCGAGAAAAAUUUAGCCCGCAGAAACUCGUCUAUUUACGUCACUACCGAUGAUAUUCAGAAAUCUACUUGGGCCUUAAGGUUUUUUUCAGUAAGAGGAGUCUUCCAGCACAGCACUUUGCUUUUCUUGUUUAGUAGAAACCAUUUCUGUUGCUGUACAACAAUUCUAAACCAAGUUAAUGCCAGUCACAACUGUAACUAACACGGUCUUCCUAAAGUGUGCCAUAAAGGACUACCUGAAAUCUAAUUGCUUGUGUAGUGAAGCCAAGUACUGAAAUGUGUAUGGCAUGUUGUGGACAUAGAUAUCCCUGUAUAAUGAUUGGUUAAAAAAGGUAAAGAAAAGACUUAUUUUAUUCUCUGUGUACAAGUGGGAAAAUAUUUUUUAACAUUGUUGCAGCAUGAGCAUUUUAGAAAGACAGCACAUACUAAACUUAAUGGAAUCUACUUUAAAGGAGAAGUCAUUAAAACAAAAGACCCUCUCUCGCAGAAGUGCCUACCGAAAUGCUGGAGCAUGAAUUACUAAAUAAUAUCCCAAAGCUCUGGGAAACCUUAUGGGAGCCUUAAUAUUUGCAAAUGCCAUUUGGGAAGUCUUCAUCAGACUUCCAUUUUCUCUUUAUUACAGGGUCAGUGAUGCUUUCCGCAUGACGUGGUCAUCAAAUCAUAACCAUAGUCUAUAGUACAUCAAACCUUUGCAUGCUCCAAGCUGAAUGAAUCAUGGUAAGGUGGACUACCAACAUUGCACUCUGCCGAGAGCCUAAAAUGUUUUUGUAAAUCUAAUUCGAACAACAGCAGCAGAGUGUGACUAGUAAGAGUAAUUUACAUUUUUCAGUGGUGGUGUUGUUUAUAUAGCACAGACGUAAUAUGAAAUGUUUUAGAAGGAAUUUUAAUGCACAUGAAAAGAAAUUAUUUAACCAAUAAUCAAAUUUUCCAACAAAUCAGGCUGAGAUUCUGUAAGUGGGGUAUCUGUUUUUCAUCUCUAUUAUCUUUUACAGCAAGUUCCAGCUUCUGAGUUAUGAUUUGCUAACAACACUAUACCUGGGUUCUAGUGCCGUGCUAAGCAUUAUUGAACUACUUAGAAAUAGUUUGGCAUGCAGAAACUUGUAGCGCUUAACAGAUGUGUCCAGAAAUAACCCUGGUACUUACUGUUUUCUCAAAUUUUUUUUUUUCAAUUUUAUUAUUAAGGGGGUGGAAUCAUUUUUGCUGUUGAAUAGUAUGUGAUUAAGCUGCAAAGAUGCCCUAUGUUGGAUGAAACAAUGCAGGGGAUCACAUGCAGUACAACUUGGAGCAUUUUGAAGCUCUUGGAGUGGGGGAAAUGUGCUCCAAAUCAACUAUCAAUUAUCUUUAAAUAUAAAUUGGCACUUCAAAGCAAAUGAAGGGGUCAUUUUUUUGUCUCCCGCCCAAAGAGCUGAAAAACUUGUGUGAGAGACCACUGCAAAUAACCUUAUGUAUCAUUAUCCUAAGGGACUUAUUUAUAAAGGUCUGUAAAAUAUUUUAUGCCAAAAAAGGUAUAUAAUGACUUCCCCAAGUCUGAAUUAUCAUCUUGCAUCAUCUAUUUCAGACAGCUAAUUGUGUUAUGUCUAAUGGUUUGUAAUUUUUGUUAUUCUAAAAAACUGUACUCGAUUCUUUUUUACACAACCAUAGACCAAGCAUAACCUAUUGAAAUCAAUGAGGCAAAUUCAGGUGGAAAAAGUGGCCUAAAAAACUCAAUACCAGUUUUUCAAGGCAAUGCCUCUCUUUACAUCAGAAUUUUACACAAGGCUACAUGUUUGCAUAAAGCAUUUUCACACCUUUAUAAAUAACCAGUACUGUGAUGUUUGACAUAUUUCAUUUGCAUGUGUUUUAUACACCUUUAUAAAUAUGCUUACAAAGCACAAUUUGGACAUGCAUAUCAAGCUUGCAUUGAUACUGCAGUAUAUAAUCCUCAAAGAGGUAACUGCUUAGAGUUUUAUAAGUAGACCUUAAAGCUUUAAGGGACAAGGAAAUAUAAAAUUACUGGGGGAUGCCAAUUUGCUAGAACCCCUUUAUUUUUUAUUUAAUUGCUAACAUGCUACUCCAGGCUGGGGCUUUCUUUCUAAAAAAGGUCCCUGGCCAGGGGGCUACUUUUGGCUUUCUCCAACCACCAAGAUGCUGUGCAUAUACCAAGUUUAAACUUUCACAAGGGACACUCGGAAGCCUGGUGCAAGACUGGGAGGCCUACUAUAGACAAAAGUACCCUUGGCACUAGUGCUAAUUAAAGAUUAGUACCAGUCUGAGGCCAGGCAAUUAGAUUGACUGGUUAGUUGUUGGAAGCUAAUGCUACAUAGGGUUCAUUUAGCUAUUUCGUCAGCCUGGGUGCAGGCACACAGAGCUGAUUUCGGAACCAUCAGCUAUGCAAUUUAAAACUGAAAUUCACUCCAUGUGCCUGUCCCCAGGCCAACACAAUGUCUCUGGGUGCAGGCAAAGGAAAAGAAGCAGCCGUGCUUGGAAUUAGCAUAAAAUACUGCCACCCCCCAGUUAUUUUAUGUCUCUUUGUUGUUUAAAGGGAUGCUGUCAAAGUGUUUCCUUUAUUUGAAAACAAUGUGAAAUAUUAUGUGUAAAGUAGCUAAAACAUGUUUAAGUUUAUUGCUUUCAAAGUUAGGGGCACUUUUUGUACUUUGCAUGAGGGAAUUGAUUUUCUGAUACUCGCCUAUUUCUGUUUCCUUUCUGGCAAAUAUCAGAAGCCUAUCUUGCUUUAUGGCAGGAAUUUUACACUCGGGAUCCAAACAGCUGUCAAAUCUCCUUUAUCUGAAUGGUUUUAAGUAUUUACUACACUGCUGUGACUGGCUGGCUGAACAAUCAGUGAAAUAGAUAUGGAGGCUUUGUUGAGAAAAUUAAAACCCAUGCAUUGUACUUAGAAACUAUAUAGAAAAUCUGAACCUCCAAUAUAACAAAAUAUAACUGUAUUAUGAAAGAGGAGUAAAUAUGUGAAAUCAGUAUCCCUUUAAGCUAGUGUUAAAAAGUCUGCAUAGAUUUCUACUACAUACUGUUUGGAUUUUUACUUGAAUUGUUUUUAAUCCUAAUUAUCUGUGUCCAGAGUGGAAUUUCUAACUGUGUGCACGUUAUCACUUUCUGGGAUGUCAGACAUAACAUUUGUACAGUGGCCGCCUAGCUGGUGCCUGUGUGUGGCUACAAAACCCUGUUGUGCUUUUAUAUUUCUUUUUAAGAACUUUUUUUACUGUACAAUUAACUUCUAGUAUGGUGGAGAUUUUGGCCUUUAUCUUGUCAGGCAGUAUUUGGAAUAACAGACUGUAAAAUGAAUAGGAUAAGGCCUGGACAGAAAGAUACAGUUAAAUAAAUAUGUUUGUGAAGAUUCUCAUUCAUCCAGGUCAUGGUAUAUCUGUAGUAAUAAGUCAAAUCAACUGGACUUGCUGUGUUUUUCUUGAAGAUGUUUCGCCAGUCAUCCACCUGGUGCUCUCGAUUCUGCAUUCUGAUGACUGGCGAAACAUCUUCAAAAAAAACACAACCAGUUGAGUCGACUUAUUACUACAGAUAUAUUUAAAUAAAGCUAACUGUUGCUGAUGACCUGACAGCCAGGUGGCCCACAUGUGGAGGUCAUAGGUCUAAUAUAAAACCACUGUUUUUAUAUUAAUAUCUCUGCCUGAAUAAAAUAUAAGAAAAUUCAAUAUGUCAGGCGGGUCAACCCAAAGGCCUUGUGCAGAUCUUAGUGCCAGUCAUAAAGUGCCCAUUAAUCCAAAGUCCUUCUGAUUGCAGUUGCAUACAAAAAAAUAAUUUUGCCUUAAAGGGAUAGUUCACCUUUAUAAUCUUAGUAUGAGUGAUAUUCCUAGACAGUUUGUAAUUGGUCUCCAUUUAAAAUUUUUGUUAGUGAAUUAGUCAGAUUUUUGUUGAGCAGAUCUCCAGUUUGGAAUUUCAGCAGCUAUCUGGUUGCUAGGGUCCAAUUUACCCUGGCAAGCUGGCAGUGGUUUGCAUGAGAGACAGGAAGCUGAAUUGGAGAGGGCUAAGUAAGAAACAAUAACUCUUUAGCUGCACAGACUAAUAGUGUUUCGGCUGCUGAGGUAAUAACCCCUAUUUGAAAUCUGGAAAAAGGCAGAAAAGGAAAGCAAAUAAAAGAAAAAAAAAGACCAAUAGUUGCUAAGAAUAACAUAAAAACGGGUUUAUGUAAAAGGCACUAUGUUUGCCCAGGAGCAGUAACCGAUAGCAACAAAUCAGCAGGUAGCAUUUUCUGGUCACCUGUUUGAAAGCAAACAUCUUAUUGGUUGCUACAGGUUACUACUCCCGGCAAACUUAGUGCCUUUUAUUACAUUUGGGGGUAAAGGUUAUUUUAAAGGUGAACUAGACUCUUUGAAAGGACUUAAUAUGGGUGGUGAUGUCCCAUUGAUGAGAUGAAUGGACCCUAGUUGUGUUGGUUCUGUGGCACUUGGGCUGUACAGAUACAGAUGCCAUCAGGGAAGCCCAGCAGGCAUUGGUUAUCCACUGUUACUAUGCUAUGCCUAUUUUUAUCAUUUAUCUGUGACUUUUGAAUGUUAUAUAAUUGUAUGUAUUAAUUCAGUGCCAACAUGACAAAUGUAUUUCAGUGGAUUAUUAAUUGUUCUAAGCCAUGACUGAAAUUGGGUUUAUAUCUAGAUUUUAAUAAAACUUUUUGAAUAACA